AUGCCGCCGCAACCCGUCUCCGGCGCAAAACUCCCUCUCGCGGCAGGACCUCCUCGUCAUCAUCAGCAGCAGUCUUCACAACUGCUUUCAUCUGGUGCUUUGGCUCCUCUUGCUCCUCUUGCUCCGCUUGCUCCUCUUGCUCCUCUGACUUCUACUGCUACUGCAGCUACUAUUGGUGUUUCCGCUCCAUUGCCAACCAAAUCUCGCACACAAAUCCUUAAACCAAACCCUAACCCUUCAACCCACCAUUUCAACACCCUAACCUCCAAAAUUCCACUGGCCUCCGCUGCCGCCGCCGCUACCGCUGCCUCCCCCCCCAAAUCUUCAACUCCCACCACCACCAACCUUACAAACCCUACCACCUCUAACACAACCAUCUCUUCCAUCUCAACGGCCAGACGAAAGUCUUCAGCUUCAGCGCCUUCUGUAAAAUUUUCGGCCAUCUCCCCAAGAUCCCCAGAAGACGCUGCUUCACCCCCCACAAUCAGACCCUCCUCUGCAAGACGCCCAAGCGCAAAUACUUAUAUUCAAGGAGGCGGUCAAAACUCUUCUAAUCUCAUAGCAAAUACCUCCUCCUCCUCUUCCAGCACAAUGAUAUCCUCAACUUCUUCCACUUCACCAACAGCUUCUGCCACCUCAGCCACAAUCAGGAAAUCAGCGUCUUUCCAUACCAAAACAACAACAACAACAACUACUACUACUACUGCCUCCAGCUCUCCAACCGCAAUAUCCCCUCCAGCUAUUGCGUCCAAGUCUUCCGUGGCUCAAGUCUCUACUUCCAAAGUAUGGGUUCUUCCCCCACGUCCGAAGCCCGGACGUAAACCCUCUACAGACACUCCUCCUACAAAACGCAAGGCACAAAACAGAGCAGCCCAGCGUGCUUUCCGCGAGCGCAGAGCAGCCCGUGUUGUUGAGCUUGAGGAAAUGCUUACCGAGGUACAGUCCGAGCGCGAUAUGCGGGAAAAACAACUCAGUGAUACUCUCCAAAAUGUGUCCCAGGAAAAUACUGAACUUCGGGAGUCUUUAAACGAGCUCCGCAAUGAAAUUAAGAAGAUGCAACAACAGCAACUCCAGGCCCUUCAAACGCAACAACAAAUCGUCCAACAACAACAACAGCAGCAGCAACAGCUUCGCUCUAGAUCUAGCUCUCAGGCAUCUACUCCAGUCACUUCUUCUCCAUUCACCUCAGCAAUAUCUCCAACCAGCAGUGGCAGCAGCCUUCAAAGUUAUAACCUUCAAAAGUCAUACCGCCAGGAGCAGCAACUCCAGCAACUGCAACAACAACAGCAACAACAAGCUCAACAAGUCCAACAGCAGAUGCAACAGUACCAACAUCCAUACCCGCCAGCAUACCCUCAACGCAACGACUCCAUUAGUAACCAUGUUUCACCAGCGGUUCCAGGAUCUACCUACCCACCGACCAUGAAUCAAAUGGCUUCUCCUGCGCCUUCGAUUGAGUCGCCGCUCGACAUUUUAGACCGCAUUUUGGAAAUCCGGCUGCCUGUACCAAAUAAAAAUGACGCGGCUGCAAACUCAAAUCCCGCAACUAUGGGUUCCGUACCUUCACCACACACAAUAAACAGCGCAGCUGGAACCCCUCUACAAAGCCAACAAUCGGUCGGUACCGCUCCAGCUGACAAUAAUGAUGAUGACGAAGAUGAUGACGAUGGUUGUGGCGUCUGUGUCAAAGAAGACUGCAUCUGCGAGUCUUUGGGCAUCCGUCCACCACGUAAUCACUCAAAUGCUUCUACCCCAGCUUCUAACAUGCCCUCUCCUUACCCAACCUCACAACCAACUACCUCCACUCUUGUCGCUAUUCUAGAACCCGUCCAAGCCACAGCCACAGCCCCUGCGCCAACUGUCCCCAUUAGCGUUGGGCCUUCAGUCCCCCUCAAGCGAAGGCGUGACGAUGCUGGUGCCAAAACAAUACCCAUUUUUAAAAGAAUAAAGUCUGGUAAUACCAAUGCGUCGCUAAAUGAUGACUCGGAACCUUUAGAAAUGGAUUUCACUGCAGUUUUUGCUCGUCCUAAACCCAAAAAGACGGCACCAGCACCAACACCACCACCAGCAGCUUCUGUACCUUCUACCUCUUCUACUUCUUCUCUUGCUCCACAAAAGCGCAUGGCCAUUGACCUGCCGCCACUAAAUGCUCGACACAGAUCUUCAACUUCGCUCUUCCUGCGCUCCAAUAGCCGAAGCAAUAGCGGCGUCGGGAUCGACGAAAGCAAUGCAGUUCUACUACUCUCCCAGACCAACCCGGGCACGCCGGCCGACCGCUGCGGGUUUUGCUCGGACGGAACGCCUUGUCUCUGCGCAGAGUCGGCGGACCAGGAUGCCUCGUCGCUGGCCGACAUUGUCACGGACCCGUCACUUCCUCCCAUUUCCUUUAGCAACGCUGCAUCUGCCCCAUCAUCUCGUCAUAAUAGUACAGAUUCUCUUCUGCCAGGUGUCGCUAGUGCUACCUCGGUUCCUACGGUGCGCAGAGAUUCAGCAAAGCUUCCAUCCAUUCUACCAGUUGAUCAACAAGGUGGGUGCACAGGAAACCCAGGGACCUGCAUGCAAUGCCAAGCAGAUCCCAUGUCAACUCUCUUUUGCACUACGCUAGCAUCCAGAUUGUCGUCAUCUCGUGUCUCGUCGUCUCGGUCGUCACUAGACCCCAAGGCCAAAAAGCCGACUGGCGGGUGCUGUGGCGGUAAGGGCAAGGCUGGUGGGUGCUGUGGCGGGGCCAGUAAAACAAAGGACACAGAGCCGAGGACAUCUGCUUCUACUCCUAACUCUCAAGGCUCGGUAUCUACCCCUUUACCCUCGAUUGAUGCUGGAACCUCUGUAGGUUCAUCGUCUUCCUCGUCAGCUUCAACAGGCGAUGCUGGUGCUGCUUCUGCGUCUGCAACACCUCCCCCAGGAACUUUCAUUCCCUGCUCGGCCGCAUAUCAGACUCUGUCAAGGCACAAAGACUUUAAGCGAGUGGAUUUAGGGAAGCUUGUUGGUCGUUUGACAACCCGUGGGAUGCAAGUUGAAGUUUCAUCCGUCGCCAAUGUGCUACGAGAACUUGACCGACGACUCUACGAUUAA
Molecule: messenger RNA, 3072 nt
Organism: Magnusiomyces paraingens
Lineage: Eukaryota; Fungi; Ascomycota; Dipodascomycetes; Dipodascales; Dipodascaceae
Exons: 1
Coding region: 1-3072 (1023 amino acids)
Cellular component (GO): nucleus; RNA polymerase II transcription regulator complex
Molecular function (GO): transcription cis-regulatory region binding; DNA-binding transcription activator activity, RNA polymerase II-specific
Source: RefSeq, a predicted model, not a curated record